Molecule: messenger RNA, 534 nt
Organism: Grammomys surdaster
Lineage: Eukaryota; Metazoa; Chordata; Mammalia; Rodentia; Muridae
Gene: Tmem275
Product: transmembrane protein 275
Exons: 1
Coding region: 1-534 (177 amino acids)
Source: RefSeq, a predicted model, not a curated record
AUGCCGCAAGCAAAGAGGAGCACAGUGACCCUGCCCCCAGCGCCCCAGGGCCGUUCCCGAAGCCUUCUGCAGGGCCUGCCGUCGCCCGCUCUAUGCUGUGCCUGUGGCUUGUGCGUGCUGCUGGCAGGCCUGAACGUGACACUAGUGGGAGCUUUCGCCGCCUUCCUGCCAGGACACAACGUGCCGCUAGUGGUGGGGCCUGCUCUGCUCGUGCUGGCGCUCGGCUUCUUUGCUGCUUGCUGCGUGUGCAGCCGCCGGGGCCCCGUGCCCCGCGCGCGCUCCUCUGCCCCGGUGGGCCAGGGUGGCGGGCGUCCGGGGACUGUGGCACUGGAGAUGGAGAGCAGCGAGCGCACGGCGCAGGACACGACGGCGAUGCAGCUCAGUCCAGCAGCCUCGGCUGCAUCCUCCGGCCGCUCCAGCCCCGGCCCGGGCCUCUUUGCCCUAGACCCUCCCGUGCCUGCAACCGCGGCCCCCUACAUGCCGCACACCGAAGGGACCCAGCUCAACUUCCCUAGGGACCUGGCAGCUUCCUAG